Petromyzon marinus (sea lamprey) is the source of this 4336-nucleotide messenger RNA. RefSeq lists its product as uncharacterized. Gene Ontology annotation, biological process: protein acetylation. Lineage: Eukaryota; Metazoa; Chordata; Hyperoartia; Petromyzontiformes; Petromyzontidae. Gene Ontology annotation, molecular function: N-acetyltransferase activity; acetyl-CoA binding. Gene Ontology annotation, cellular component: cytoplasm. The record is from RefSeq and is a predicted model, not a curated record.
GCAGAUUUCAAAUUUCAUUUUAUUUUCAUUACUUUCAUUAAAUUUUCACACACCACAUAUACAACAGUGCGCUGCGUGCGGGUCGUGUUUAGUGCGGGGGCCGGGAGGGGAUCGCGGCGUUUGCAGAGUUGCUUCGCGGUCGUGGCGCCACAAGCUGUUUGACACGGACUGAGCUGGAGUUGUCCUCUCAGGUUCCAACAGCUCAACAAACCCACGCGUGGAACUCGAGUUCGAUUCCCGCUCACGGCCACCAACAUCAGUGACAAUGAUCUGAACAGGUCCUGGGCAUACCCCAGGUCGAAUCAGACUGAAAUGAGUACUGGUGUGGUGUGUAAAUAUCACCACUGGGCAGUCAAAAGGCGGGCGGACGUGGUUGUUGGCCAACCAAUCAUCAGUGCUUGCUAACAACACUUGCCCUCAGUCUGUCAGAGGCUAUGGGGGGGGGGGUGAUUUUGUCUUUGCAGUUCCACGGCGGACGCGGUUUGCCGCGGUCCCUCACUCUCACCGCCACUUCCAGUUCACGAACGCGCAGGAAAACUCCCGCGAGCAUCGACUUCGCUCGAACAGAAGCGCCACCGCAACUCUCCUCACUUAACGCAUACCGUGCUGUGGAUGAAAAUGGUCAUCUCAAGUUACCAAGCGCUGUGAAACUCACGCACGGAACCUACCUUAAUUUUGUCUUGAGAUAUUUAAAAAUUAAAUUCCCCAAAAUAUAAUUGCUCGUCAUUUAUUGUAGCAUAACUUUUAUGAGAUUGUUAUGUCAAUUAAUAGCAUAUCUUAUACCACAAUACACCAACCUUGUUUGUUACCACCAAUUUACAGCCUCAUCUUGCAUUCAUUCGUAUUUUUGUAGCAAAAAAAUGUGCCCGUAAAUAUAACUGCUUCAGUUCCAUUCAUUAUCAUGAGAGGUCUUUAACGGAAUUUGGCAUAUUUAUGGUGUUUUAAAAUUAUUUCCUGCAUUGAACAAUUGUAACACAAUUGAGUAAAAUAUCUGUUCAAAUAUUAGGUUUUUUAAAAUAAGUUAAGUGAAUUAUGUAAAGUACUUAAUUAAAAGUAACAGCUGCGAGCACGGAAGAAAACCUCGGCGUGAUCACGUCACGAGCCAUGUGGGCAGACGAGGGCGAGGAUGAUGACGCCGUCGCCAGCGGCAACGGAGCGAUCUCGGCCGUGGAGAGUGUGGACGGAGCUGUUUGUGCGGGGGCCGCGGAUCGAGGCGGUGCUGCUGCACCAGCGGCCCGCGCUGGCGGAGGCGUGCGCACUCCUCCUGCGUGAGCAGUGGGGGCUGAGCGUGCAGGCGCGCCUCGUGUCACUUCAGCGCUCCUCCCACGCCUUCCCCCUCUCGCUCGUGCUGCUCGCGUGCCCGGCGGAGGGCACCACCCCCGAGGUGCUGGGCCACAGUAAACUCUCGCUGGUCGUGGGCGAUGGGGCCGGCGUGCUUGCCGAGUCUGUGCUCAUCGCGCCAGCUCACCGUGGCCAGGGCCUCGGCCGGCGGCUCAUGGAGGAGACGGAACGCUACGCGCGCUCGCGCGGGAAGCACCGCCUCUUCCUCAGCACCCCCGACAAGCAGUGCUUCUAUGCCCACCUGGGCUACGUGCCGUGCCAGCCCGUGACAGCGGCACGGGCCGUCAACCGCCUGGUCGAUGCCCACUUCAUGGAGAAGCUGGUGCACCACUCGCCCGAUGGUCAGCGUUGGAGCCAACACGAGUCGCCCCCUGGAUCCGGGGCGGCGGCAGUGACAGACGAGGAAGGGGGGGUGCUCGGCGAGGAAUCGCCAGCACCACUACCAGCAGCAACGGCAUCGCUACCAGCACCUCCACCACCAAUACCGCCACUACCUGCAGUGGCAUCGCCACCAGCACCUCCACCAUUACCAGCACAGGCACCACUACCGAUAGCUCCACAACCAGCACCUCCUCCUCCACUAACACCACCACCACCCCCACCCCCACCAGUACCACUACCAGCAACAGCAUUACUACCAGCACCUCCUCUGCUACCAGCACCUCCACUUCCACCACUGCCACCAGCACCAGUGUCACCAUCACAAGCUUGUCCACCAUUAGUGCCACCAUCACUACCACUAGCGUUAACACCACAACCAUUGCUAGCACCACCAACGGGAUUACCACUACACCAGCCUACACCACCACCACCGCCUCCUCUUCCUUCAUUCAUCAGCCGUGCCAAAUUUGGCAUAGCCACCUUUGGCUAUGGCACCAUCAGUCUUUCCCCGUCUCCUGCUUGCACCAGGAAUGGGCUUGCCGUGCCGUCCUGGCAGCGGCUCGCUGGCCAGGCUUCGCUGCCUAGCUCCUCCGCGAGUGCGCCACUGUCAUUCGCUCCCGGGCAGCCCCAGACACUCGACUCAACGCCAUACCGCGACGCGAAGGGUCUGCCCGUCGUGUGGAUGAUGAAAAAUAUUUAACUGUCCCUUUUAUUGUAAAUCAGUCACCAAGCAGAUGUCCUCAAAGGCUUGUACUGCAAUGUAGGCUGCGACAAAAGAGACAGUUGAAGCAAGUCUCAAGAUGAAGAGGUCAUUACGGGCAAUGUUGCUCGGGCAGUCGCAUCUUGUCAGUGGCUUGACUGUUGUUAGCGCAGACUGUGCAAUUGCACUAGGACCUAUGGACUAGAGUGGCCCAAGUGCUGGACUACGAAGAAUGCAGAAAUUGGACAGGGAUAGGGCCCCCCGUUUCAUUUCUUGCGCCAGGGCCGGUGCCAUCCAUGCUGCACGUCGCCAUCACUUUGCUCUACAACCGUUGCAAUAGUGGUCACAGGAAAACCACGGUCCCUCUCUCUGAAUCGCACCAUUUGGCUCAUGGCUUCUCCUUGGUCACCGACGUCCGGGUGUUAAGAGACAGCUGACGAGCUUCUUGGCUCGAGAAGACCGAGGGAUUUGUAUGAGAGGUGUUUGGGCCUUGCAGGUAAUCUGCGUCCUAGAAGCCUAGCCAUCAUGGAAUCGAGCCUGAUGGUGCCAGAGUAAAAUUAAACCAAAGCUGCCCUGUUGGUCAUGUGACUCUGCACGAGUGUGCUUUUGCAUGGUGCUGCAUGAGGUGGGUGGCUGGCUCAUUGGGCUGAGAGGCCUGUGGUUGCUGUGCUUCUUGCCUUUGGAAAUCCAUCCCGAGUCAUAUUACGGAUGCAGCAGACACAGUCGAAUCUGCAAAGUGAAAUCAAAGAACCGCCAAACUGCAACGAUAGUAAAGCUAAAACCGUCACUCACAUACCCGACGAGUGCGCCAUCCAUGCACAUCCUGGCGGUAUCACUGCAAUACAUACAGCAUCUACUGCCACUUUGCAUUGGUUGGUGGACCUUAACAUUGAGCUAUGACAUCUAUAAAAAAAAAACUUGCUUUCCCCCCCAUAUGAAAGAAGAAUAAUGCACACCUGCAUACUUGACUGCAUUGCUCAUCCUUGAGCUGGGUUAAUUGUCCAGAGGUUUUUCUCUUUGUUAGUUUUAUUGUAAAACACCCUGGGUUGAGCGGCAUAAUGGUACUCAUAUAAAAGCAAUGUUUUGUUUUCAAUCUUGGAUAUGUUUAAUAUAAUCCACUGUUUAGUUAUAUAUAACGUCGCCGUUCUUCCAAAUUACAUCUCUCGCAAUCGCUGAGGAACCACAGAGCUGGAAGGCAGCAUCAAUCAGUUUGUGAGAACGCUGGCGUGACCAACAAUUGCCCAAGCUCUGUAGUAGAGUCAUCUAUAUAUUAAGAUAUUUUCAGACUAAGCAUGGGAGAAAACCUGAGCACAUGGAGAAACUCGGCACCUGCGAGGGAGAAACACUAUCCCAUACAGAAGGUACAGAUGAUAUCAGUCCGAACUUUGACCGUGUUCUGGCGAGUCGGGGUCCGGCACCUCCUCGAAACCCAUGGGAAGGAGGUUUUGCAACAUUUAUUUGAUCCACCAACCCAAGCUGACUGCCAAUUUCUAAAUUAUAUGCCACCUGCAUAGCCACCACCCGAAAAACUUUAGGCAGCCGCACUUGAUUCCUGGUUACAGGUUCCAAUCUCUUAUCGGUCGCAAAUCCUGUUUCUCACAGGCAGUGAAUUUGAAGCUUUCAGGCUGAUGAGCAAUUACUGCCACAACAAAGAUUUUUAAUGUUUAAUUUGCGUUUAUAUGCAUGUGAGCUUUAAUUCCGUAUGUCUUGAUAAUGCAGGCCAUAAGGGGAAAAGAGGCACGUUGUUUUGAAAGACGAGCCCUUAAUGCGUGCCAUUUGACACUAUCUUUCAUUUCCUUUGCAGUGAUAUGUCAUGUUUCCAGUGCAUACAACUCAGAAAACAUUUUUUUCUGAAAUCAAAUGUGAUAUGCAUGAGAUUUGUUGAAUUAAUAAAUAACAUUCAUUGUACAUGUA